AUGAUUAACUCCAAGGUGCACAUGCCUGGGGACCUAAAGAAGAAAAGGGGAAAUCUGCUCAACCUGGGGGGACCCACUAGGGUUUUAAGGAAGAGCAGCCAUACCCAAGGGGAGGAUGGAGCUCCCCAGUCAUCAACAGAUACCUCAAAAGAAAUGCACAAAGUAGCUAAACCUCAAGCCUUUCAGAAGCCCAUUGAGAUGAAUUGGCCACCAGUCACUCGGCCCUUAAACAAAAGUUCAGUCCAAGGCAAAAAAUGGAAGAAAGCAGAUGCAACCCAAGAGAAACGUCGGUCAUUCCUUCAUGAGUUUUGCAAGAAAUAUGGUGGAUUAAAUGAUCCCAAAUCCAGUCUUUUUCAUAUAGUAUCCAGAAUCUAUGUGGAAGACAAACACAGAACUCUGUACUGUGAAGUGCCAAAGGCUGGCUGCUCUAACUGGAAAAGGGUUCUGAUGGUCCUAAAUGGAUUGGCUUCCUCUGCAUACAAUAUUUCCCACGACACUGUUCACUAUGGGAAACAUCUGAAAACAUUAGAUAGCUUUGACUUAAAAGGAAUAGACAUGCGUUUAAAAGCCUAUACCAAAGUUGUAUUUGUUCGAGAUCCCAUGGAAAGAUUAGUGUCAGCAUUUAGGGAUAAAUUCGAGCAUCCCAACAGUUACUAUCAUCCGGUGUUUGGAAAGGCGAUUAUAAAGAAAUAUCGACCAAAUGCCAGUGUGGAAGCAUUAAAUAAUGGAUCCGGAGUAAAAUUCAAAGAAUUUGUCUACUAUCUGUUGGAUGCUCGCCGUCCGGUUGGAAUGGAUAUCCACUGGGAAAAGGUCAGCAAACUCUGUUAUCCGUGCUUGAUUAACUACGACUUCGUAGGGAAGUUUGAAACAUUAGAAGAAGAUGCCAAUUACUUCCUGCAGCUGAUUGGUGCUCCAAAGGAGCUGAAAUUUCCAAACUUUAAGGACAGGCACUCGUCUGACGAAAGAACCAGUGCUCAAGUAGUAAGGCAGUACUUAAAGGACCUGACUAGAGCGGAAAGACAGCGCCUCUAUGACUUUUAUCACUUGGACUAUUUGAUGUUUAAUUACACAACUCUACAUUUAUAAUUUGCAUUCAUUUUCUAAAGCCCUACAUUGAUUUAAUGAUGAUGGCCUCAAAUCAACUCCUGUAAUUUUCCUACAAUUCUCUGUAUGGGGGAAAUUUAACUAAGUGAAGCUGUCUUGAUUGAAUGAAGAUUUUUUUCUUAACCAAAGAGUAUGACAGCAAUUGGCACAAAGUUAUUGGAAAAUCAUUUCAAGGAGACGUAUAAACAACUCAAUGUGCUUUUUAAAUGUUGGGAAAAGAGCUGUUUUGGCACUGUGGCACAUACCGUGGCAGCAAUAACCUAGCCAACUGUUGCAUUAACCAAGAAGCCUCUUGCAUGUAAGCUAAGGGGGUCAAAAAAGGAGAGAAAUAUGUAUCCAAAUGCUGGCAUCAACCUUCUAACAUGAAUGAACCUAUUCUUAGCAGUCUGUAGCACAUGCAUCAAAUGACUGGGUGGUGUUCUUAUACCCUGGUCUUCCUAUCCACUGUGAUGAUGGACCCAUUUUUAAAUGCUUGGGCAUAGGCAUUUUACUGUUGGUCUGGAGGCACUCUGUGAUUUACAAUAUGAGAGUAGAACAGAAAAACAGAUGAAGCUGUGACUUUUUUAAUAGCCAGUAAAAAUGCACAACAUGCUAAGAUCAAAACAACAAAAGUAACCUUUCUCUUCCAGGAGAAACUUCAGGGAAUUGAUUUUCUUUGUGGGAGGCGGGGCACCAAACCCUCCAUGAAAAGACAAAUGAACACAACCAAGCAGGUCCUCAUUUCUAAACAUCAUCAGAUAGAAAUGUGCUCCUAAUUCUGCUUUAAUUCGAAAGGGGGCAAUUGUUUCAGGAUGGAAUAAUCAUCAAAAUCAAAAGUUGCCAUUCUGAAUAUAGAGCUCUAACAAUAAUAGAGUUUUAUAAGAAUAUUACUUGAAUUAAAGCACCAUGUGCAGAACUUUCUAUGCAGAAUACACUCUAAGAAUAGCUUUUGUUUGCAGUCUAAUUAUUCAGCUUGGGAAUAACUUUUUAAGAACUAAUAUACCACUUCAAAGACAGGUUAUGUUCUAGAGGAUAAACAUAACAAGAGCCCCUAGAAAUGUUUUUAAUAGGCUUAUGCAUAAGCAAAUUAAGGUAUUUUCUUCCUAUGUUUAAAUACUCUAUACUAACAAAGUCAAAUACCACUGCAUGCAAAUAUUAAAUCAAAGUCUUUGGAAAAUAAGACCAUGUGUCACCCUUAUGAGAAGUUGUAAUGCACUUUGGAAAUUUUUUCCAAGGGAUCUAAAAUUUAAAGACAUAUUCAGAUGAGAAGUACAUUUUAAUUAGUUAACUACUAGCCUGACUUAAGCAAGCCAAAUGUCAAUCAAAUCCUGUGGAAAUGUUUCUUAAACAUGUUUCUCUUCCGAAGCUAUCGUUUUUGAUCAGUAAAUACCCAGCUGUCUUGCUAAGAAGGCUAGGUCUUAAUAUUUGAAUAUUAAUAGACCAAGAUGCUUGUAGUCAUACGUGUCUCAUUUUGAUUUUCCAUUUCAUGGCUGAGUAUUCAUAAAUUGCUUCACUGUGUGCACACACCGCCCUAUCUCCUCCGCAUCUCACAGGAGUGGGUGAGCUGUAGUGGGCUGCAGCAGCAGCAGCAGCAGCAUUAAACCCCGCGCACCAACCUUCGCCUACUUUCCACCCCAUUUCUUUGUGCCUCUAGACCGUACACUUAAACAGAGUAAUCCAAAUUAUAUAAAUUAAAGUGUUUCUGUGCUGGGUAGGGUGAAUUCCUAGUAACUUGGAGACCUUGAAAUUAUCUUUUUCUGGAGAGAGAAAAGAUAAACACUUCAGAGACCUGAACAAUUAUUCUCACACCACUCCAAGCUCAUUUUAGACAGCGCCUGUUGCAAAGGCAGCAUUCCUAAAUCAAAGAAAGAAACAAUGAUAACAGCAAAAAUAUAUUUUUAACCGCCCCCCACUUUCAUAGCUCUGGAAAGGAAAAAUAAAAAUACUCUCUCAUAUUAGUAUUUCUCAUACACUGGGGGACAUAUUUGUGCGCCAUGUUUAAGCCUCCACAAAUCCUCCGGUGGUGGGGAGUGAGAGACGCACCAUGCUCUCCCCCAUCACUCCGUAACUUUGGCUGUGAGAUUUUGCCACCCUACCUGUGGUUUCAGGCUUUGGAGUCCAGGCUACCUACCCUCUUCAACCACAGUGUGAAAAUCUUAAAUGUAA
Messenger RNA from Myodes glareolus (Bank vole), 3249 nucleotides. NCBI's taxonomy places the organism in Eukaryota, Metazoa, Chordata, Mammalia, Rodentia, Cricetidae. The record is from RefSeq and is a predicted model, not a curated record.